Molecule: messenger RNA, 1995 nt
Organism: Rotaria sp. Silwood1
Lineage: Eukaryota; Metazoa; Rotifera; Eurotatoria; Philodinida; Philodinidae
Source: the annotation of a GenBank genome assembly
AUGUCCGUCCUUGUAUCAUCAUCAACAUCAACAAUAAAUACUCAUCAUCCUUAUUUUCCUAAUCAUAAUAUUAAUGAAAAUAUUUCUCCAACAACAAAAUCAAUAUUAUCUACAAAUCGUUUUAUAUCAAGAAAAUUUAAUGAAAAUUAUAAUGGAAAUAUUGAGAAUGAUCAUGUACCAUUUGGUGUUGUUAAUUCUAUGAAACAACGUUUACUUGAUAAAGCAAAUGAAUCAUUAUCAUUAAAUAAUAAUUUAAUAUUUAAUAGACAUUCAUUAUCAAAAUUAUCAUCAUCAUCAUCACGUUUAUCAUCAAAUGAAAAUUUACUUCAAACAAAAUCAUCAAUAUCACCAUUAAAAUAUACAACACGUUUAUCACGUAGUCAUGAUAAUUUAAUGAAUAAUAAUAAUAAUAAUAAUACAGAACAAUUUACAUCAUAUUUACAACCAAAACAAGAUGUUAUUAUUGUUGAAAGAACAAAAUCAAAUGAUGAAAAUUUUCCAACAUAUCGACAUUCAUAUACAGGAUUACAUAUGGAUGAAGUACCAAAACCAGGUACGGUUACAACAGUUAAAAAUAUGUUUGAACGACAAAUUCGUUUAAGUCGAUAUGAUAGUGAUAAGUUAUCAAAUACAUUAUUACCUAAUAAUUCACGUAUCAAUAGUCAACAUCGAGAAAUUAAUAUAAGUCCAAGUCGUUCACGUAGUAUAUCACCAAAUGAUAUGGCUUUACGACAACGACGUACAACAAUAAUACAUACAUCAAAUCAAUCAUCAACACCAUUAUCAUUACCUGUAACAACAUCAUAUCCUGAUGUUGUUAUAUCACAUACACCACCAACAUCAAUACAUAUUGAAACAAAUAAAAUUCUUAAUGAACAAUCUGUUAUAAAUACACAUAAUCAAAAAAAUGAGAAAAAACUUGCUUCAUUAAAUAUUAUUACUGAUGAAACUACAACUAAUAAUAAUAAUAAUAAUAAUAAUAAUAAUAUUCGUCCAAAUCUUUUACUUUCAACGACUUCAUCGUCAGAUACAAGUGAUUAUCAACCACUUGAUUUUAAAAGUCGUUUAGCUUUAUUUAAUCGUACAAAUACAAUUGAACGAUCGAAUAUUAAUUCUUUUGUUUCAACAAAUAUUAAAAAAAAUUCAAAUCGUACUAAUUCAGUUCCAUCACCACCUAAUUUUUUAACAAAACCAAUUCUUCAUCAUCAUCAUUUAGAAAAAAAAGAUACUUCAUUAGAUUCCAUUGUUCGAUCAGUUGUUAAUUCAACUAAAUCAGUAACAUUUUUUGGUGGAAUAAAAGUAAAUAAUGAUGUGCAAUCAACUCUACCAGCUUCAAUAAUUCCACCACCUUUACCAAUUAUUAAAGAUGAACAAUUAUCUACUUUAACAUUAAUUGAUUUACUUCAAAUUCCAGAUGUUAUCGGUGGAAAUAUUAAAUUAAAUAAAUCAUCGAUUUUUUCAGGAACAAGAAAGGAUGCGCGAGUACAAUUUAUUGAUAAUGUUGAUACAUUUGAAUAUCCAUCAUAUACUGUAGUUAUGGCUGAAUUUGGUAUUACUAGUUCAGAUGAUGAUGAUAAUGAUGACGAGGAUGAUGAUAAUCCAUUAAUUAAGAAUAAUAAAAAUACUAUGAAAAAAAUUUCUUUAGAUAAUAAUAUAAAUGAUCAAAUUGAUGAUGUUGAUGAUGAUGAACUUGAAAGAUUGGCAAGAAUUAAUGCAAAAUUUAAUUCAAAUAAUGUCACUGAAGAACCAUUUCAAUCAAAAGGUACAUUACAUACAUUUCGUCCAACAUAUCUUGAUCAAUAUGAAUUAGGUAUACAAAAUGAUUCUUUAACAAAUUCCAAUUCGUCAGAUAUAUUUUCUCGCCAAAAAUAUUUUUCUUCAUCAGAGAAUUUUUCAAAUCAUUCCAUAUUAAAACAAGAAAAAUCAUCAAUGUUUGAUAUGACAAAUAAUAUUCAAUGGAGUUCAAUGUCAACAACUACUGAUUUACUUUUUUGA